Nannospalax galili (Upper Galilee mountains blind mole rat) is the source of this 1623-nucleotide messenger RNA. Its product is annotated as gastrula zinc finger protein XlCGF26.1-like. The record is from RefSeq and is a predicted model, not a curated record. NCBI's taxonomy places the organism in Eukaryota, Metazoa, Chordata, Mammalia, Rodentia, Spalacidae. The coding region runs from base 38 to 1495 and encodes 485 amino acids. The transcript has a single exon.
ACACCAGUUGAAGAUUUUACGAAGCAGGAACAAUGGGAUGGACGUGCAGUCCAGCCCAGGUCUUAGGCAUGAGCUGACUCGUGGAGUCGGGAAGUCAUCCAGGAACUCUAACAGUGGAGAGGCCUGUCCCAGUGGGAACAGCAACUACCAAUGCAGUGAUGGUGGGAAAACCUUUAGUCAGAAUUCUAUACUUAUUCAGCACCAGACACUACACCAGAGAGAAAAGCCUUACAAAUGCAGUGAAUGUUGGAGACGAUUUAAACAUAAAUCUAACCUUCUGGCGCACCAAACAAUUCACGGUGGAGAAAGACCGUAUGUGUGUACCGAAUGUGGGAAAUCCUUUGGUUGCAAUACUGACCUCAUUCAACACCGCAGCAUCCAUACUGAAGAAAAGCCUUUUACGUGCACUGAAUGUGGACAGGGUUUCAAGUAUCAGUGCAAACUCAUUCAACAUCACAGACUCCACAGUGGAGAAAGGGUCUAUAAAUGUGAAGAAUGUGGGAAAUCCUUUGUCCGAAAUGCCCAGCUCAGGGACCACUUACUUUUUCACACUUCUGAAAAGCCUUUUAAGUGCAGUGAGUGUGGGGAAUCAUUUAGGUCCAGACCCACCCUUAAAAGUCAUUCCCGAGUUCACACCGGGGAAAAGUCCCAUGAGUGCAGUGAAUGUGGGAAAGUGUGUCUGAAGAAAUCAAAGCUUAUAAAUCACAGGCGAAUUCAUACUGGUGAAAGACCUUUUGAGUGCAGUGAAUGCGGGAAAGUGUUUAGGCAGAAAUACAGCCUUAUAAGUCACUGGCGCACUCAUACUGGAGAAAGACCUUAUGAGUGCAGUGAGUGUGGAAAAGCAUUUACGGAAAAAUCUAGCCUUCGAAAUCAUAGGCGAAUUCAUUCUGGAGAAAAGCCUUAUGAGUGCAGUCAGUGUGGGAAAGCAUUUACAGAAAAGUCCACCCUUAAAAAUCAUUACCGAGUUCAUUCUGUGGAUAAGCCUUUUGAGUGCAGUGAAUGUGGCAAAGUGUAUAGGAAAAAAUCCAGCCUUAAAUGUCAUAAGCGAAUUCAUACUGGAGAAAGACUUUUUGAGUGCAGUGAAUGUGGAAAAACAUUUACUGAAAAAUCCAGCCUUAUCAGUCAUAGGCGAAUUCAUACUGGGGAAAAACCUUAUGAGUGUAGUGUAUGUGGAAAAGCAUUUACAGAAAAGUCCACCCUUAAAAAUCAUUACCAAUUUCAUUCUGGAGAAAAGCCUUUUGAGUGCAGUGAAUGUGGCAAAGUGUAUAGGAAAAAAUCCAGCCUUAAAUGUCACAGGCGAAUUCAUACUGGAGAAAAACCUUAUGAGUGCAGUGAAUGUGGAAAAGCUUUUAUAGAAAAGUCUAGUCUUUUUUAUCAUUGUCGAAUUCAUACUGGGGAAAAGCCUUUUGAGUGCAGUGAAUGUGGGAAAUCUUUUACCAAAAACUCUUAUCUUACAAAACACACAGAAAAAGUUCACAGCAGAGGACAGCAAUGAGUGUGGGAGUCUUUCCUGGCAGUUCCAGCCUCAUUUAACAUCAGAGAGUUCACACUGCAGCAGUCUUUUUUAAAAAAAUUUUUUAUUAUUUUUAUGUGUAUGAGUGUAUUGCCUACAUGUAUGUAAGU